Messenger RNA from Purpureocillium lilacinum, 1095 nucleotides. The record is from RefSeq and is a predicted model, not a curated record. Lineage: Eukaryota; Fungi; Ascomycota; Sordariomycetes; Hypocreales; Ophiocordycipitaceae.
AUGCCUACUGUAUGCUCGAAAGAGGCUGUCAUGGAGCGCGGCUUGGGUAAUCAGGCCAUACUGGCCAAGAUCGACAAGCUCCGGGAGCUGAAUGUUGGGUCCAUGAUCCCUCUGCCUCAGGUAUUUCUGGAAAGCCUGACUGGCUUCUCUUUCCCGCGUGCCACGGGCCUGUGCACCCGCUACGCGACGCAGAUCACCUGCUGCCGUGAUCCUCUCCCGAGCGUGGCCAUCUCCAUCAUUCCGCGUCCGGACGCGGAUGACAAGCUCAAGGCCAAACUGCUGGCCUUUCAGCGUCAGCUCACGAAGAUUGACAAUGAUGAUGCUGAUGCUGUUCAGGCGAAUGCGGCAAUGGGCAUCCGCAUGGGCUCGGGAGUUUCCACUUCUACGGCUGGCGCAUUCAGCGAAGACAUACUCAAGAUUGAGAUUUACGGGCCCGAUGUGAGUCUUCCUGCGAUAAACAUAUCCCGUUUCGAAUUGCUGACAGACGCGGCAGCAGGAUCACCUCACCGUCAUCGACGUCCCUGGAAUCUUUCGCGUACCCACCACGUAGGCCUGACGACGGAGAUGGACAUCAAGCUGGUCGAGAACAUGGUCAACGUUUUGGCCGUCAUGCCUUGCAAUGUGGACAUUGCCACCCAAGAGAUCCUCAAGCUUGCUGAAGCUGCCGACCCCGAGGGUACCCGAACGAUGGGAGUUCUUACCAAACCUGAUCUCGCCCUGGAAAAGGCUACUCGAGGCGCGGUCCUGGACCUUGUUCGCGGCAAACGAAGCAACCUGAAGCUCGGUUAUUACGUGGUCAAAAACCGCAGCGCCGAUGAUGCCACAUCAACCUUGGCGCAGAGGACGCAAGCCGAGAAAGUCUUCUUCAGCAGCCCUGAAUGGAGCGGCGUUGUUGAGCGCUGCGGUGUGUCUACUCUCAAGGAACGCCUUCGGCAUCUCCUCAUGAAGAUCUCGAAGGAAGAGUUCCCCAACGUCAAGGCGGAUAUUGACCACCGCCUGCGUUGCGCCGAGACGGCCUUGGAAGACAUGGGCCCUGCGCGAGCUGACCACGGAGCCCAAAGACUCUAUCUCGGCAGGAUUGCGACGCGCUUCUAG